AUGAGCAACUGGCUAAGUCAUAUACGCUCGGAGCCGUAUUCAGCCCCAGCAAUCCCGACCAGCCUCGAAGCAUCGUGGCUUCAAACUCCCGCAACUCCGCGGACAGCUCCCAAGCCCAAGGACCGCAACGCGCCCGACUACCGCUAUCAGGUAAAUCAGAAAUGCAUCUACGAGCGCCGUCUGCCGGGCGGGAGCUACAUCACAGCACACGUCCAGCGCCUCCAAUCGGGCUACUACGACAGUCCCGUCAUCCACGAAGACUGCAUUGACAACGUCCGCUUCGUGGCGAUCAAUUUCGUGUUCCAUCCCAGCCGGACGACCUUCCGCUUCAAAUCGGCCGAGAUCAGAAUUGCCUUGCACCAUACGGGCGAGGACGGCCGGAAUCCACUGCAGCAGAUGGUCACGGAUCUGGUGCCGCCUCGAACAAGCAGUCACGACCAUGCCACCCAGACCGAGACCGAGACAGGGACAGACGGGACAACUCACGACGCGCCGCUGGUGUGGCAAAACAAGCGUGUUCACGGCCAUGGCAGGCCGUCUCGACCAAGAUUCCUCCGUCACGCACCCCAUCUGCUUUACGGGUCCAUCAGUCCCGAGACGCUGAACUGGAACUUCAACCUCGCGGGAUCGCUGGGUGUGUCGCAGGGUCCGGCGAGCGCGAGUCUGAAGCCCUCGUACGGGCUCAAAUCCAGCUACAAGGUGUACGAGAUGAUGAAGAUCCAGGGGUCCGUCCGGACACUGCGAUCCUGGGCCGGACACGAGUACGACAUCGAGGACGGAGAGCUGGUCUGGACGCUCGAGGAGAACAGGCUCCAGAAAUCGGGACUGCCCCGGGAAUUCACCUUCGUCAUGCUCCUGACCAAGGGCACCGGCGGGUUCGAAGAGAGCGGCGACGUCAGGUUGGAGAUCGACGUCGACCCGAAAGUCACGGGCCGACUGGGCGCCACGUACCCGUCCGUGGUCACAAAUCUGCAUCAGUAUCAACCGUUCAAGCGUGGCACCUUGGACCUUGACGACGAAAUCGGCCAGGUGUUUGAACCGUACGUCAAGGGCAAGGGGUUCAAUUUUGCCGACAUUGCGAGCAGCUUCGACAAUUUCGUCUGGCUGCCGGGGAAUGCAUACUCGACGUCGGAGCCAGAAUACUCGGCUGCGCCUAGUGGAGGUGGUCAACAACAACAACAGCAGCAGCAGCAGCAGCAGCAGCAGGAGGAGGAGAAGCAGCCACAGACGGGCCAGCAAGGAGACCAGCGGCAACAACAUCACCACCGUAGCUCUACAUGGCAGAAUGCACUCCCCUCAACUGAUACGACGCUUAAUCUUCGCGUCUUCUUCGAACCGUCGCGAGGCAGCCCCGUGCCGUUCUCGAAUCAAAUGCAACAGCAUCAUCAACAGCAGCAGCAGCAGAUACCGUAUCUCAACUUAAAGGUACCGCACGCUCGUUCGCAAAAUCCAUCGCCAAUCCCGCCCUCAAUCGCGGGGUCUCGCAACUCGCCAACCCGUAGGACCAUUACUAUCGGUUCAGGGUCGUCCAAGUCUGUGCGGAAGCAGCGAUCACGGUCCGAGCUCGCGAAGGAGUACAGAUCAUCGCCGGAGCCCAGAAGGGCAGAACGCAGCUCUGCGACUGGAGGAGACCCGGAUCCCAACAGAAGGUCUCUCCAGGCUAGUAGCCGGCGAGACGAGGAUAUGAGGAAGAAUGGACUCGACCGCGAGAAUCGUCACGAGCAUGUCGCCACAAAACGGCCCAUACUGGAUUCUUCGACCGAUGACCAUGUCGACGGCCAUAUUGAUCAACAACCCACUUUCAUGGUCUCAGGUUCGAGUCCCGAGUAUACGACUCCGCCUUUACAUCUGGACAGAGGCGCGUAG
This is a messenger RNA of Cladophialophora carrionii CBS 160.54, 1866 nucleotides long. RefSeq lists its product as uncharacterized. The coding region runs from base 1 to 1866 and encodes 621 amino acids. The transcript has a single exon. Gene Ontology annotation, molecular function: transcription cis-regulatory region binding. Gene Ontology annotation, cellular component: nucleus. The record is from RefSeq and is a predicted model, not a curated record. NCBI's taxonomy places the organism in Eukaryota, Fungi, Ascomycota, Eurotiomycetes, Chaetothyriales, Herpotrichiellaceae. Gene Ontology annotation, biological process: regulation of transcription by RNA polymerase II.